AUGUCAACAUGUCGAAGCGAUCUAGGAUCUGCAGUGCUCGAUGGGCACUUGUAUGCAGCAGGUGGAAAAGAUGAGUCAUCCAACCAACUUAGCUCAGUUGAGAAAUACAACCCUCUUACUGAUGAAUGGACCGAAGUGGCUGCAAUGAAGGAGAAGCGAUGGAGAUGUGAAACUCGUCGUUGCCAAUGA
This is a messenger RNA of Cooperia oncophora, 189 nucleotides long. Lineage: Eukaryota; Metazoa; Nematoda; Chromadorea; Rhabditida; Trichostrongylidae. The record is from the annotation of a GenBank genome assembly.